UCCGCUUGAAGUCGGUCUUCUCUUAAGUCGGUGUUUUAAAGUAAACUAUGGCCUUUCGGAUCGAUAGUUGGGCAUAGUUUCUUAAAGUUCUUUGUCAAAGCAUAAUAACCUAGCCGCUAAAAGCACCUACAAUAGCUGUGAUUACACCUUUUGUUUUGGAUAUCCGCUGCUUUGUUGUAAACCUUGUUACUUUAAUUAGCAAUUACUGAAGCAGCGGUAUAUUUUAUCUGUGCACUAGCCGAAAUCAAAGGUUUCGUCACAGCCUGAGGCAUCACUUCCAGUUGAUCACAGAACAAGCAGAAUUAAGCUUAGAUUCUGUAAAACACUACGACGAAUCUUCGUCAUAACUAACACCAAAAAUUUAGAUAAGACUAAUGCUUAUUCUUGAACUCCUGAAUUAUGACGGGUAUAUGUAGACCUGAAAAACUUUGGUCCAUUAAGCUUGACACAAACAAAGCUUUUCUUUAUAAAGGGGGGAAGAAAGUCGAUGGAGUACUCCACAUAGUGUCWGCUAAUACCAAGAAUGUUGUUAUAAGAUCACAACAUAGAAAUUAUGUAGAGCUUGAAUUUGUUUGUGAUARAGAGAGGGAUGUUCAGUUCAUWACUGCAAACCCAGACCAUUACAACAAGUUUGCAUCUGAUGGGGACUUCAGAAAAAUAGACACAAAAGAUGCCAAGGAGUUGGUUAAAUGCAUUAAAAAUGCAUUAACAAAACUUGAGGAACAAGAAGUUGUAAACCAGCCUGAAAGACGAAUUGAACCUCAAGGAAAAAGAUCUUCCGUGUCUCCACUGUAUUCAAAUAAGGCAAAAAGGAAAAAGAAUGAAUCUUCUGAUACAAACCAGUACGUGAAAAAAAUUGAAGAUAGAUGCAAUGAAUGCAGACUAGAUGAUACAACACACUUCAUCUCGAUUGAAAAAAUCUUCAUUCCUCCCAAAGAAAGAAAGAUCAGGGAAGUUGAUGAAGUAUUUCUUGCCUCCCUUGUAAAAAAUCUUAAAGAUCAACCAGCUGGCAAUUAUGAGCCAUUGUUUGUUUUACUGAAGGGUGUCACUAGAAAAGACCAAUUUAAACUGGACCAGAUUGAUACCUAUGAGUAUGAGGUUCUUGGUGGAACACACCUUACUUUAGCAACAAAGAAACUGCAUCAGGACUUCCCUACAAACAGAAAUUAUUUUGGACGGGAUGCCCGCAUCUAUGUUGGACUAAAAGAUGAAGAAGCAUUGUGGCUUGGUGCAAUGCACAACAACACAGGUGCAUUCCGGCAUAGCCUCACCUACAAAGAUGAGGUUGAAAUCUGCAGAACUCAACUUUUUCUGGCAGCCCCGGAAAACUUGGAAGAACCACCAAAACCYAGUGAUGGUUGGAGAGACAUGUGCUCCAGUCUUUUGAAUAAACCUAAGAGAAACCUCAGUGAAAUUUUCACAAUGGCCCAGAUUAGUCAAGUAAGUUGGGGACAUUUUUUGGCUGUCAGCAAUCAAUAUGAAAAAGGGGACCUUAAGGAUCAAAAAGUCAAGUCAUCAGAUGUACUAAAGGGGCGAACAUUUCUGAAGCAAUGGCAGUUCAAAGAAUUAUGCAGUCUUGAUGAUGACGACAGAGCAAUUCUUUUAGAGAAGGUUGCCAAUCUUGAAAUGAGCUUAGAUGAAAUGAAACAAGCAGGAAAAGAGAUMAAGAUAGUUAAGCCAGUGCAAUUGGCAAUUSUUGAUUUUUUUAAGCUUAAAACAUGGGAGGAAGCUACAACAAAGUUUGGAAAUGCUGUUACAGUAGAAAAAUUGUUGCGCUAUGCUGGGAAAGCAUUUGAAACAUCCCAUCCUUUUCAAAAGUUUUUAACAAACCUUAAAAAGAUAGCCUCAAGCUCAGCUGCAAGCUCUGUUCAGCCACAAUAUGAAUUGUUUGAAGGUCAGCUCAAAACACAAGGGAUAAUUAUCCCAAUUACAAGCUUUGAUGAUGUACAGCAGGAGGCUGCUUCCAAACUGCCCAAUUAUGAAGGUGCUUUCCUAGUUAUAGGAAAUGUCAGCACUGAUAAAGAGAGUGCUAGAGAUAUUGUGAAAGCUGUUUCUAGGCUCAAUUUUACCAAGCAGACUUCAUUUAAUGUUGUGCUGUUUUCAAAUAUCAAAGACAUCAAUAGUAUAGAGUCUAUACUGGAAGAGGAAGGGUCAUUUAAGACACAGACUGGUCAUUUUUUUAUGAAGAGUAAGAGAGGGAGUACUUCUUGUAAAGGAUCUAUUUUACAAGACAAUCUAGUAACAUUCAUCAUUGGGCAUUGGUCAGUGUCACGACAGCUAACUGACCAGCACAUUUCUUGUGUUUCUGGGAAUGUUAUUGAAAUUCAUGGAGAGAGGGAAUUAUCAUUGGAGGCAUAUGGCUGGUUGAUAUCCCACCUCUCAAAGGAAGGGGACACUGUAAUUGACCUAGACAGCUGUAAUGCUUACACCUUUGUAUCAGCCUUAAAUAGUGGCCGAAAUUCCAUUUUCAUGACCUCCCAAGACAUAAGUUUAGAAGACAUUGCAAAAUUGUUGAAGUCUGAGGAUUCAAAUGACAAUUAGAAUUUAUUUUUUCAACUAUUGAAAAGUUAGAUUAUAACCUUUAAAAGUUAUUAAUGUUAAUGUUCUUGUUCUUACUUGUAUCUUUAGACGCAGGAAUUCUGCGCCUAUACUUGCAUCUUUAGGUGCAGGAAUUCUGCGCCUACUUGCAUCUUUAGGUGCAGGAAUUCUGCGCCUACUUGCAUCUUUAGGUGCAGGAAUUCUGCGACUGCUUGCAUUUUUAGGUGCAGGAAUUCUGCGACUGCCUAUAUCUUGAGACACAGGAAUUCUGUGCCUACUUGCAUCUUGAGACGCAAGAUUCUGCGACUGCUAUAUAUAAAAGUCUAUGACUUUUAUAUAUAUGUUAUGUUAUCUUCAUCAAUUCCAUCAGAAAUGGUUAAUUGGAAUCACACUAAAUUGGAUUGCAGCUGACAUCAAAUAUUUCCAAUGGCAAUAUAGGGCAUGCAACAAACAUUGAGUGGAUAUAUAUACUUUUUAUGGGUAUAUAGCACAGAAUGGUGAUWAAGAUGUCAAACAUAUAUUAGAUCUGUAAUAAAUGAAUGAUUUUCAAACUUA
Molecule: messenger RNA, 3093 nt
Organism: Exaiptasia diaphana
Lineage: Eukaryota; Metazoa; Cnidaria; Anthozoa; Actiniaria; Aiptasiidae
Exons: 10
Coding region: 400-2541 (713 amino acids)
Source: RefSeq, a predicted model, not a curated record